Helobdella robusta is the source of this 1746-nucleotide messenger RNA. RefSeq lists its product as hypothetical. The record is from RefSeq and is a predicted model, not a curated record. The transcript is spliced from 6 exons. Bases 1 to 1746 code for a protein of 581 amino acids. Lineage: Eukaryota; Metazoa; Annelida; Clitellata; Rhynchobdellida; Glossiphoniidae. Gene Ontology annotation, cellular component: mitochondrion. Gene Ontology annotation, molecular function: GTPase activity; GTP binding; translation elongation factor activity. Gene Ontology annotation, biological process: mitochondrial translational elongation.
AUGAUUUUUUUGAGGUCGUUCACUAAAUUAACACUGUCAUCAUUCCGGUUAAAUAAUAAAAUCAGUAAACGUAUUUAUUUCGAGAAAUUCGUCAGCAGCACAUCUUCACUAAAAUUUUCAGCAGCUCCAUCAUCAUCAUCAUCAUCAUCAUCAGAUGCUAACAAUGCCGACGUGAGGAGCGCCACAAAGCCUCACCUCAACAUCGGCACAAUUGGCCACAUUGAUCACGGAAAGACAACACUCACGUCUGCUAUCACUAAAGUCCUGGAAAGAGAUGGAUUAACAAAAUACCUGGCCUAUGAUCAGAUUGACAAGGCUCCGGAAGAGAAGGCUCGAGGAAUAACAAUCAAUGCCUGCCAUGUCGAAUACUCAACCAAAACUCGCCACUACGCCCACACAGACUGCCCUGGUCACAUCGACUUCAUCAAAAACAUGAUCAUGGGAACAUCACAAAUGGAUGGAGCAAUAUUAGUGGUAGCUGCAACAGAUGGUGUCAUGCCUCAGACAAGAGAACACCUCCUAUUGGCUAGGCAGAUUGGUGUCAAGGACAUUGUGGUAUUUGUAAAUAAGGCUGACGUUGUUGAUAAAGAAACCAUUGAGCUGGUUCAGUUAGAGAUUGCUGAAUUGCUUAAUGAAAUGGGGUAUGAUGAUUCCAAAGUGCCCUUCAUCUUUGGGUCAGCCCUCAGUGCCCUGGAAAACAAGAAUCCUGAAAUUGGAGAGAAGUCAAUUAGGCAGCUGAUGGAAGCCCUCGAUUCUCAUAUAAAGGUUCCAGAGAGAAUUUCAGAGGGUACAUUCCUAAUGCCAAUCAACAGUGCAUUUACUGUGCAAGGGAGAGGGACUGUAGUGGUGGGCACCGUCAGAAGGGGUACUCUGAACAAGGGUGACCAAAUUUUUGUCGUUGGCUUCGGUAAUGAAAUCAGAUCUGUGGCUUCCGACUUGCAGAUUUUCAAGAAAUCAGUCCCCACAGCCGUUGCAGGUGACAAUGUGGGCAUCCUUCUAAGGGGCAUCAAGAAAGAAUUAGUAGACAGGGGUAUGUUCGUUUUCGGAGCCGUGAGCAGUCGCGAACCGCCCACCCAGGUUGAGGCCUUUAUCGGUCGUAUAUACGUGCAGAAAAGGUCAGAAGGCGGGCGUUCCAAGCCCAUCACGACGGGGUACAAUGGAAAUAUAUUUGUCGACACUUGGAAUAUUGCUUGCCAGGUAAAUUUGCUGGACGGAGAUGAAGAAGAUAGCGCUGACGAUGAUGGUUACGGUUGUUUUGUGGGUGAUUUUGAAGCUAGAGAUCAUAGUAAUGAUGUUUAUGAAAUGAAGAAUGAAGAAGCAAUCAACGAGCAACAGCAUUCGCCACUAACAAAUCAACUACAGCCAUCAAAAUCACAAACACACGCAGUAAGUCCAAGCGAAGAUGACGCGCAAUCCUCUCACAAGAACUCGACAACGACCCCACAGAGUAGAAACGUUACUCAAGCCACCCCAGAAAACGAGGCCACCCACAAGUCCAUGGCAAUGCCCGGUGACAUCACAAUUGCCAAAAUAUACCUCAGAAAACCCAUGGUUCUGAAAGAGGGUCAAAGGUUUUUCAUCAGGGAGGCAACGAUGACCACUGUAACUGGAAUCGUUACGAGGGUUCUACCGCGGGAGAGGGUGGAAAUUAAGGGGUUCAAUUGGGAGCCCCCGAAACGCCCCACCUUUGUGGGCAAUGCCUCGACGGUUAUGAGGAAGAGGAGGAAGAGGAUGGAAGAGAAGUGA